UUUGUGUUCCAGGUGGUUGCCUCUGGUAGGAGUGAGGCACCAGUGAUACCAGAGACCGCUGGUGGGUUCCGUCGUCUGCUUGACCCGUACGUGACCACCUACCGCCAGAAGCAUCGCCUGUAUACACCGGACGACCAGUACGGGAUCGGCGCAAAAGACCAUAUCACCUUUUAUGCAGAGUCUAACAUUCCUAAGGUUCGAGGAUUUGGUCCUAAGUUUAAAGAGAUAUGGAUGCCAUUGGAGGCUAAAGUUCACAGAGCUGUGUACGAUAGAAGUCACGUCAAAAAAGAGUACCAUGAAGUCGCGGCCUGCCACAACCCAGUCAAUAAUCUCAAAGGGGUCUUUCAGUCAGAAACGAAGAAGCAAUACACGCCACCGUUCGCGUCCCAACUCGCGUCUUGGAGUCAUGGAGAGGAAUACUUCCUGGCUCCAUAUCCCCCGAAUCCCUAUCAGACGAAUAUCGCUCCAUUCAUGUAUUGCAGCGACUAUUGUCAUAUCUCUCAGGGUACUAAGCCAUGCAUUGUCAUUGACCAACUGGCCCACGACAUGACACCCCAUAAGCUUUGCAAACAAAGAUUUAGCGUUUCUAGGGGCUGGUAA
Messenger RNA from Papilio machaon (common yellow swallowtail), 600 nucleotides. RefSeq lists its product as uncharacterized. The transcript has 3 exons. Lineage: Eukaryota; Metazoa; Arthropoda; Insecta; Lepidoptera; Papilionidae. The annotation marks the transcript as partial. The record is from RefSeq and is a predicted model, not a curated record.